ACGUAUAUGACGUAUACGGCUGAACAAUAUACGACAUUAAUUGUUUCGGCAGAGAAAAGUUACAAAUAUCAUAAUAUGCAGUGGUUAAGAAUAUAUUUAUAAUAAAAUCUUCUACUAAAAGUUAAAAUUUACUCAAGAAUGACUCGGGCUAACAGAAAGAGAGGGCGCGAUGCAGAAGAAGAAUCUAGUGAAUUUAUGCCAUUAAGUAAAAGAAUUAAUAAUCUUCAUAUUAAUGGUCUAUCAGGCAUGCAAGAAAAUGUGUCUGAAAACAUGGAAACAGAUUGUUGCAAUAGGAAUUUUAUGCCUUCUCCAAAUUAUUCAGAACUUUCUCAAGGAUCACCAUUAUACGAUGGAUAUAGCUCUAGCCAAAGUAGUUACAUAGCAGAAUAUAAACCUGAUUUAGAUGCUAUUGAAAAUCCAUUUUAUUAUGAAAGUAAUAAGCUACUAUUUUCUUUAUACAUGGAACGUAUACAGAGAACAUCUGAUUCAUUUUGAUAUCUCUAUUUUCAAAUUAUAAUUCCUAAUCAUUAAGCAUUUCUUGCAUGUCAUUUGUUUCAUUCCUUUUCAAUACAAUUUUAUUAAUUAAAUCAUUAAAAAUUUUAAAAAGUCUUGAAGAUCUUUAAUAACAAUUUAUUAUUUAUUAUAUAAAUGAAAUUGUAUAUAUAAAAAGAAAAUUAAAUAUUUAA
Messenger RNA from Apis laboriosa (Himalayan honeybee), 686 nucleotides. RefSeq lists its product as uncharacterized. The record is from RefSeq and is a predicted model, not a curated record. The coding region runs from base 139 to 495 and encodes 118 amino acids. Lineage: Eukaryota; Metazoa; Arthropoda; Insecta; Hymenoptera; Apidae. The transcript is spliced from 2 exons.